Messenger RNA from Chilo suppressalis (striped riceborer), 7792 nucleotides. The record is from the annotation of a GenBank genome assembly. Lineage: Eukaryota; Metazoa; Arthropoda; Insecta; Lepidoptera; Crambidae.
UGUCAUUAUUGACAGUUAAGCAUGUUAUUUCUGCGAUAGGACGUGCGUGUGCUUGCUGUUGAUGAUAUUUACUUUUUGAUUUUUAUAUUUAUUGAAUUAGUGAAUUUCACUGUAAUUACCUGAAUCAUUUUUAUUUAGCAUUUACUGCAAUUAUAAUAAUAAAUUUUGUGAAGUGUAUACAGAGAUAAUAUCGGUCGACCUUAUAUUGAAUUUAAAUCGUGGUUAGGGAUCGUAUUAGUAAUUAUUUCAAGUGGGUGUGUUUUGCAUGUUUGAACCUUAUGGCGUCGUUGUCAUUGCCUCGAGUUCUUCAGCUUAAGAAGAACAGUCUCGACGCUGAACGUGAACAGUUCGAAAAGUUUCAGAAUAUCGCCAUCCAAAAGGCGAUCAACUCUAUAGAGACUCCAGUAAAGGAAAAACAUGUCAGAAGCACCAUCAUCGGCACCUUCCAGGAGCAGAGCGCCAUUACAUACUGGAUGGUGGCGGUACGCCUCCCGCUUCAAGACAACCGCAUAGUUGCGUGGAAGUUCUGCCACGUGACGCACAAACUACUCCGUGAGGGGCACCCCGCCUGCCUGGACGACUCGCAGCGGCACAUAUCCAUGAUCGAGAACCUAGGCAAGCUGUGGGUCCACCUCCGCGAGGGUUACGGCAAGCUAGUACACCUUUACUGCAACCUGCUGGUGUGCAAGCUCAAGUUCCACGCGCGCAAUCCUCGCUUCCCCGGCAACAUGCAGGUCACCGCCGACGAGCUAGAUGCCAUCGCGGAGAACGACGUCAACAACUAUUUCCAACUUUGCGUCGAGUUGUUUGACUAUAUGGACGACAUUCUCAGUUUACAAGCGGCAGUUUUCGACAGUCUGGGUAACGCGCGCGCCAACUCGAUGACCGCGAGCGGGCAGUGCCGGCUGGCGGCUCUGAUCCCGUGCGCGCAGGACGCGUCGCACGUGUACGACUGCAACGUGCGCCUGCUGUUCCGCCUGCACGCCGCGCUGCCCGCCGACACGCUCACGGGGCACAGGGAGAGGUUCCGAGAGCAGUUCAAGAAGUUGAGUUCUUUCUACAAACACGCAAGCAGUUUGCAAUAUUACAGAAAUCUUUUGACCUUGCCCGUUUUGCCAUCGAAUCCACCCAACUUCCUAUUACAGAGUGAUUUCGGAACUUAUGUAACGCCAGUAGUCUCCAUACCUGAUCCUCAACCAGACGAAGUGGACUCUGUAGGAGCAUUGAUUGACACUUCGGAUACCAUCAGUCAAGCAACGACUCCAGAUCAUUUGGACGCAUUUGAGACGCGAGCUACGCCCUCACCGCAACCAGACCCGGUGGUCGAACGAGACCGGCUCAUUGACCAUCUGCAGAACGAGCUGCGUAGAAUGAGGGCAGAAGUAACUACGAGAGUGGAAGAGCGAAAUAACAUAAUGGGAGCCAUGCGAGAGCUGUCCACUAGACUCGAAUCGCAGCUCCAUGCUGUCAAGACAGAAUUGGAGCAGGAAAAGAAAAAGUCAGAAAUAUUAACUGCACAAACACCCGAAAUUAAAAAAAAACUAUCAGACACUGAGGAGAAAGCUAAAGUAACAGACGAAAAGUUUCAAAAAUUAAAAGGAGCAUACACACAAUUACGACAAGAACAUAUCAACCUGAUAAGACAGAAAGCCGAAGUAGAUAAAUUGACUACUAAUUUACGAGCCGCAGCUGCCCAACACGAAAGCGCAAAAGUAGCCUUGCAGCAACAGCUCAAUGAUAGGAUGAAAGAUGUUGAAUUAUUGCAACAAAGUGCAUCUUCUAGUGAAGAGGUUGAAGCGUAUAAAAAUGAAAUUACUAGUCUACGAGUAGAACUAGAAAAUUCUAGACAAAAAGAGACAGAAUUAGAAACUUUAAAAGCAUCAAUGGAGGCGUUAGAAAUAGAACACAACACUGCCAAAACUGAACAAGAAGAAAAACUAAAUACAAUAGCAGGCGAAUUAAAGGAGACAAAAGAAAUAUUGGAACAAAUUAAACACGAAAAACUCGAAUCCGAAACGGAGUUACAUAAAGUUAAGGUAGAGUUGACAAGUCUAAGAGAAAAGAGUGGUGAUGAGUACAAUAAAGUGGUAGCAGAAAAAGACGAUGCAUUGCGACAAGUCGAAGAAUUAAAACAGCAACAUCAACAAGACAAAGAGGAUCAAAUGCUUUCCACUAACAAAUUUCAAUCGGAACUAGAAACUUUAAAACGUAGGUUGAUAGAUACAGAAUCUGAAUUGUUACACAAAUCUGAAGUAUUAAAAGAACAAUUAGAUCUAAAAUCUAAAGAAUUCGAAAAUGUUAUCAACACAAAAGACAAUCAAAUAGCGGAAACGUCAGAUAAACUUGCAGUUUUGCUGUCUGAAAUAGAAACAUCGAAAUCAAGUUAUGAAAAAAAGUUGCAUCAGCAGGAUAACGAAAUUAAAACACUGAUGAAAAAGAUGGACGAGUUGAAUAAAUGUAACAAAGACAAUGAAGGCAUGUCACAUUCAUUGAUAAAAGAAAGAGAUAACAUACAAAACGAAUUAAAUGAGGCAAACAAACAACUCGAUAUUCUUAAAGAAGAACUAAUAGAGAAAAGUAAUGUCAUCUGUAAAUAUGAAAAGUUGGUUACAGAAUCUCAAUCUGCUAAUGAGAUUCUUGAGAGGAAUAAAAAUGAAGUAAUAUCCGAUUUGCAAAGCAAAUUAUGUUUAAAACAUGAAGAAAAUUCUUUACUUGAAAAUAAAAUGUCAGAAAAGGAUAAGGAAAUAGAGGUACUUCUUUCUGAUUCCAGUAUUCUUAAGGAAAAAAAAAUUGAGUUCGAAGAAAAACUUAAAGAAAAGUCAAUAGAAAUAACAAUAUUAAAUGAAAAAUUAAAAAAUGUAGUUGAAUGUAAAGACGAAAUUAUUAAUAAUUUAAAAAGUGUUGUGUCUGAAAAAGAUAACCAAGUCAUUGCUCUUAAUGUGGAAGUCACUAAACUAUCAGAAUAUAAUAGGAAACUGGAGGAAGAUUUAAAUGAGUCCCAGGCUGAGUUGGAAAUAGGUAAAAAUGAAUUUCUGACUUUAAAAGAAGAGUAUGAUGUUGUAAUCCAACAAAGGGAGACUGAAUUAUCAUUGAAACACCAAAAAUUAAAAGAUCUGAAUGAUAGAAUAUCCCAACUCUGCCAUGAAAAUGAUGAAUUGACAUUAGAAAAAGAUAGAAUUACAAGUGAUUCUAGUUUAGAGAAACAGGUAUUUGAGACUAAUAUUAAAGAAAAAGAUGAAUUUAUUGAAAAAAUACGGAAUGAAUGUCAAACAAUCUACAAUGAAAAAGAAGACAUGAAAAGCAAUUUCAAUGACAUAAUUGACAAUUUGAAAUCUGAGUGCGAAAAUUUAAAAAUCGAGAAAGAAAAUGAAACUAAGGUUUUGUGCGACAAAAUUGAAAUGCAAAAUAUAUCAUUUAAUAAUCAAAUAAUUGAAAAAGAUGAGAAUAUAGCAAAUGCUCAUAAGGAAAUUGAAAAUCUCAAGCUUGUAUUAGACGAAGUGAAAAAUUUAAAAUCAAAAGAAAAAGAAGAGAUGGAAUCAAUUAUAUUAGAUAAAGAUAAAGAAAAACAGACUUUGGAAGCUAGAUUAAAUGUCGCCGACAGCAGACGACUGAAUGCCGAAUCUGAAUUGCAGGAUCUUUUGCAACAAAAUACAGUGCUCGAAGCAGACUUAGCGACACUCAAGAUACAACUGGAAGAGGCCAAGAGAGAAAUUGAGAAACAGAGUUCGCGUAUAGUGACGUGCGCGGGUGAGGCAGCUUUAGAGGUGACUCAGGACGCGAUCUCGUUGUUCGAGGGCGCGCAGGAAGCGGAACGCGGCGCUGCCUUGUUAGCCGCCGCUGCAUUAGAACAACUCGCGGCCCACACUCAGGUAAAAGGCCACGAGGAAUCGGUGGCUAAAUCCGCGAUACUGGCGGCGCACAACACGGCACAGUUGUCUGCACAACUCUCUGACUUGUCCAACACGUCCACAGAUAUAGAGCUUGCGGAUAAACUGAGCAACGAAUGCAGAACCAUGCUGAUAGCAACGAAGCAGUGCUUAGAAUCAUUGAAAAGUGGUUCGUUAACCGGCGAUUUGUUAACGGAGGCUCGUGGCAGAGUUCAAACGGCGGGACAAAUCGCUCAACAAGCUGCCAACCUUGCUGGCGGCCACCUAAGCGUGGACGAUGAACUGGCGGGGAUGGACCGGGCGAUAGAGGAGGCAGCUUCACAGAUAGAGUCGUUGCUAGCGGCGAGUCGCGCUGGCGACUCGGGCGUUAAGUUGGAAGUGAACGGUAAAAUUCUGGACGCUUGCACUACAUUGAUGAGCGCCGUGAAGGUGUUAGUGCAAGACUCUCGGGCGCUGCAGACGGAACUAGGAGACCCCACCACAAGGCAGCACAUGUACAGGAAGAACCCGCAGUGGUCCGAGGGGCUCAUAUCUGCGGCUAAGGCGGUCGUGUUCGCAGCGAAGUUGCUAGUGAGUUCAGCGGAUGAGGCGGUAGGCAGCGCGGGUCGUCUGGAGGGCGUGUCUGCCGCAGCGCACGAGGUGGCAGGCAGCACCGCGCAACUGGUGGCCGCCUCCCGCGCCCGCGCGCCGCCCGCCAGCGUCGCCCUCGCGCGACUCACCGCCGCCUCCCGCGCCACCGCCGCCGCCACCGGCGCGCUCGUGGCCGCCGUGCGCGCCGCCGCCGCGCUGCGCCGCGACACAGAAGCGCUGGACACGUCCGCUUUAACGCUGACUGCGACGCGAAUCCUCGAGAUGGAGAGCAAAGUGCGUUCGCUCGAGCUCGAGACAGCACUCGACGCGGAACGAGCCCGGCUCGCCGCCUUACGCAAGCGGCACUACCACCUCGCGCAACAGGAGGAGAACGGAAACAUGGCAAAUGGAAAAGAGUGAACGAGCACGUAAUGUUUUCUAAUUAUAAAACAUUUGCGUAGAAUUACUGUUAGAUGUGAGAGAUAGAGAAAUUUGUAAACCAACUUGUUAGAUUGCUUUAAUUUGAAUAAUAUAUAUACACAUAUAUAUAUUAUUUAGGUGUAAAAUGGCAUUUUAAAAACGAAUCAUUCUUUAUUUGCAUUUUUGUACACAACGAAUCGAUAUAUUUUUUACUAACGAAUCGAUAUAGUCUUCCUGCCUGACUGAGGAGGCUCAAUUGACUAGAUAAAUUUAAUGUAUUCCUCGAAGGCACGAAGUGUGGUUAUAAGUAAAAGCUUACUAAUCAUUAUAUUUAAACGUAAAAAUAUCAGAAUAAAAUAACAAACGAAACACCAAGUCACCAACCUUAUAUAGUGUGAUUUUAUGGAUUAGUUAGAUUUAGAUUGAAAUUGACGUAGUGCGUGUGUGUCUAUUUUAGUUAGCAACCAGUUUAAAAGGGAAUUCUCUAUAAUUAAACAAUCGAAAUAAUCAAACGAGUCUGUGCGACAGAUGUCGUUGAUAAAUUAUCAUUUCAUCAUCACUAAACCUGAGUAGAGAGAUCAUUUUGACAAAAUAGGGUCAACACACGCGUGCGUUGCAGGCGAGCAUGACGAUUUUAAUUGUAUUUUACAUCCCCACGAGAGUUAGGUUAUAAGAGUAUAUAAUCACGACACGUUAAGCUUUAAAUGAUAAGACUUAAGGUAUAGAUUCGUGAAUUGUGUUUUUAUAAUGUAAGUAAAGAUAUAUUUUAUACCUUUAAUUUAACUUUCAUAUAUACACUUAAUUAUAAUAAUACCCACUUUGUAAUUCAGUUUUAACAUUAUAAGUAUUUGAUAUGCUGUAUUUUACUUUUCAUAACAAUAAAUUGUGAUUUAUUAAGUUAAAAAGUUAAUUGUCAUAUAAAAUCUAUAAUUUUGUCUUUUAUAAGUUAUGUUUCUACCUAUUACAUUUACUAAUAAACAUAUACCUACUGUUAAUACGGGUUUUACUUCCUAGUGUUACGAUGCAGAUUACCUAACCAGUUACCUACUAUUAUUAAACACAAGUGUUAGUCUAAUGAAAAAGCAAGGUCAAAUGGCGCAAAAAUAAACCAAAAACAGUUUUCACAGUCCAUACAAUCUUGUUGAAAAUGAUGUAAUACAAUGACCAAAUGUAUACGAACGAUCUGCGAUCUGCUGCUGAAAUGACCUUGUUAAUACCAAAGUUACGUAAAAUUCUAUUUCUUCUCAUGAAAUGUAAUGAUGUAAUUGUUGCAAAUUUAUAUUUAGUAGAAAAUGCGAUUUCUUUGAAAUGACCUUGUCAAUACAAAAGCUACGUAAAAUCCUCUUUCUUUUCAUGAAAUGUAUUGAUGUAAUUGUUGCAAAUUUAUCUUUAGUAGAAAUUUUUGUCGGCGAUUUCUUUGAUUUCCAUUUGUUUGUUUGUCCUAAAAUAAUAAAAUAAUCUGUUUAUAUACUUCCUACAUUUAGAGUUCGAAGAUCUCAGUUAACCCGGCGUUCGCACAGUUGGGUCUAUUUGACCCGAGCAGUUUUCAAAUGAGCGUGUUUCUUAAAAUGUUUGUGCGACUUUGCCAAACUUCUCAGUAGCUGGAGCUAAUGGUCCCCCCUCCACGUGGGAUUCGCCAAUCAGUCGUGUUGCGGCCGCAGCGAGUGAUAGACAUGGCCAAACACGAAAAAGGUAAAUAUGACCCAACCAUACUAUUCGUGUCGUAAUUUUGCGCCGUUUAAAAAAAUGUUUUAUUGUUGUUUUAUAUUGUUUAUUUUGUUAUUUUUGGCAAAUAUGUCUGAAAUAAAUGCGUACAUAUUACAUAACGCCAAUUUCUAAAAAAACUUAAGCCUUAUACUGGUUCGUGAGCAUUUGCGCAAUCGUAAAGAUGUCAUUCAGUUGCCAAGACUCAUGCGCAAAAGAAUAAGAGAGUUUUUAGGAGUAGGUACCUGAUGAGGAGCCACCUGUGAAGAUACUUUAUGUAAGAAAGAGAUGCCAAGACUGCUCUGCCAAAAAAGAUAGAAAACUAAUACUUUUCGGAGCUGUAUAUGCAAAUACAUCUGCAGUGAGCAUGCAAUGUUGUACUGCCGAGAUUGCGCAGAUGAUAAGGAUACUAUGACUGACGUAUGAGACUGAUACAAAUAGUAUAAUAUUAUUAGUUUACUAAAGAUUUGAUUAACAUGUAACAAAUUAGUUUAUGUUAUAGAAAAAAGUUUGUUUUGUUAAAAUUUUAUUACUUUAAGACAGAGGUUGUCCAUUUUGUUAAUAUUUUGUGAAACUUUUAUGAAAAUGACAUUAAAAAGAUAGUUUCGUAUCAUGUUGUGUUUUUUUCUGCUCAAAACCUAUAACGAUAAUCGUUUUAUACAGAUAGUACAACCACAAACCAAAUUUAUUUUAACUUUUGUAAUUAUGGCGUUUUCUUAUACGGGUCCUCUCGACCGAACCCUACUGUCGUUGAUGCAUAUUUUGACUGUGCUGACGCCGGGUUAAAAAAACUGUAUUGAAGUAAACACAAGAUCACUUACACAUACUUUAUUCGCUGUUUGAAUUAAUACUGCUAAUACAAUAAAGUAAGCAUGGCAACAUGUUAAUAAUAAUGAUAGUUCAAAACUAAACAGAAUUAUUAAACAAAUAUAAUUUAAAUCAACAACAUUGACAUUGACAAGCUCAUUGAAAUAAUUGGACAAAACAUACAAAAUUGUUUUUUUUAAUUGUGGAAUGAUACAUUCACCAUUAUACUUAUGGUUAACAGAAAUGGGCACUAAAAAUAAACCUAUAUCAAUUACACUGAAGAUUACAAAUAUGGACCUCGUAACAGGUUACUCACUGUAGAAAAUUCUCUAACUUUAUCUGCAAUUGAUUUCAAAGUUAGUGUCAAUAUAAAAAAAUAUUAAAUAAAUAUUUCCAACACUCAC